Messenger RNA from Umbelopsis ramanniana AG, 525 nucleotides. RefSeq lists its product as uncharacterized. Gene Ontology annotation, cellular component: catalytic step 2 spliceosome; precatalytic spliceosome; U2 snRNP. Bases 17 to 391 code for a protein of 124 amino acids. Gene Ontology annotation, molecular function: RNA binding. NCBI's taxonomy places the organism in Eukaryota, Fungi, Mucoromycota, Umbelopsidomycetes, Umbelopsidales, Umbelopsidaceae. The transcript has 5 exons. Gene Ontology annotation, biological process: mRNA splicing, via spliceosome. The record is from RefSeq and is a predicted model, not a curated record.
CAGUCAAUUCGCAAUCAUGGCAUUGGCAGGCAACAACGCAAACGCAAAUGUACGGUUACCUCCCGAAGUCAAUCGAGUCCUCUUUGUCAGAAAUCUACCCUUUAAGAUAACGUCAGAAGAGAUGUACGAUGUAUUUGGAAAAUAUGGUGCUAUUCGCCAGAUUCGAAUUGGAACGGCGAACGAUACUAGAGGAACAGCAUUUGUGGUAUAUGAGGACAUUUUCGAUGCAAAGACAGCUUGUGACCAUUUGCAAGGUUUCAACAUCCUUGGUCGAUACUUGAUUGUACUUUACUACCAACCAAAUAAGGUCACGAAGAAAGCCAACCUGCAAAAGAGAGAAGCAGAAUUGCAGGAGCUCAAAAGCAAAUACGGUGUAUCAGAUAAUGAAUGAUAGAUCUGUGAUAUUUUUUUCCCCUUCCCUUCCAUAAUGUAGCAUCGCGCGACAAGGUGCAACCUGUAACAUAACAAGUUUUUUUUUUUUUUUUCAAACUCAUAAAUUACUCCUUGUACACGACCCCAUUUACU